AUGCACGCCCGUCCCGCCAUGUUCCUCCCGCCGCUGCUGCUCCUCCUGUUCGUCUCGCGCGCCGCGGCACACGGCAUGGUGUGCGAACCGCGCGCGAGGGCCGCAUACAUCUCCGACCUGUGCCCGCCGAACGGCAUCACCCCGCCGCCCGAUGUCGUCACGGAUUUCUGCGCACACUGCCAGAACGGCGGCCCUAAGGAUACCAUCAUGGCCAACUUGCCGCCCGAUGGGUGGAAGGUCUACGACCCGAUUGACGACUUUGAGUCUUCCGCGACGCGCGCAGGCCUGUGCGGAGACCCCGUUGGUGCCGAUGACCACAUGAUGGGAGGCAGCUAUAUGCCGUAUAAGGAGGUGCCCAUGACACAGAGUUAUAAGAAGGGCGCGGAGGUCGACUUUACCACCGAGCUGGAUACCAACCACAACGGCUACUUUGAGUUCUUUUUGUGCGACUUGGACGCGUGCGGCACGAAGGACAUCGAGAAGAAGUGCUUCAUGGAUGGCCACUGCCACCGCCUUUUGCGUGUCAAGCACCCGCAAUGCGAGAACCCGAGCCCGGCGACGCACUAUGAGUGCGGCCCGGUCGAUCCCACGUACCCCGGCCGCUGGUACGUGCCAUGCCGCAAGGGCGGACACGUCGGCAAGCACAUUGUGGGCGGCGACUCCGGCACCAUGCGCUACAAGCUUCCGGACAACGUCGAGUGCAAGCACUGCGUCCUGCAGUGGUACUGGGCCACGGCCAACUCGUGCGCCCCCAGGGGCUUUCUGGAGUACUUUGAGGCCUUCAAUAAUCCGUUCGGCACCGAGUGCGACGGUGAUGGAGGCGCCAAAGGCGGCUAUCGGGCGGGGAUGGCCGCGUGCGAGGGGAUGAGCAUCCCGGAGGAGUUUUGGACCUGCUCGGAUGUUCAGAUUACCAAGGAUGGCGAGAGCGCGGGGAAGGUCGGCACGGUUGGGGAUGGGGAGGGAAGCGAUGCCGAUGUCACGGCGGAGACUCCACCCCCGUCCGCUUCUCCAGUUGACGUUGAUCGUGUUGAGCCGGAGGGAGGUGAAACUCCCUCCCCGUCUGCCUCGCCCGUCAUGGACCCUAACGUUCAAACCCCAUCGCCGUCUGUCUCUCCGGUCAUGCAGAACGAUGGUGAUGCCGGGGAGACGAGAGUAACUCCCUCGCCGGCCAUGUCGCCUGUUGAUGAGGGAGGGACGAGGGAAGGUCCCCGGCCCACUCCGACGAGAGGCGCCUCCGGCGAUGGAAAGUGUCUGGAAGACAAGGCGGUUUGCGACGGGUCGGUCGAUUGCUGCGACCCCAACCAUGUAUGCGUGUACUGGGACGAAGAGGGCCAGUUUAUGUGUCACGACUGGCGAGAGUUGUGGAGUGUCGUGCAGACCAAGGUCGGCUACAUUUAACUUCUUGUUAACAUAACAUCCUCACAUAUAUCACAACAAGCCCAGUUCGUGUGCGUUUCCGUUGCUCGUCUACGCGACUGGUGGGAAUGACCGCUUCCCACUCAUUAACUGAUGUCAUCAUCGCUUUUGGUUGACCUUUGUACAAACAGCGGCUUUCUGAUCUGCCGUGUUGUAGAAACUACUGUAAAAUUCACAGAAAAUUCACAGAAAAUUCACAGAAAAUUCACAGAAAAUCACUCGUUUUGAUCCUUUGUUUCUAUGCGUGGCGGUACAGAGGUGCUUAAUGGUCGACAACUAUUGCUUAACCUUCAGAAGCUAUUCCGAGACUUUGACUUUUUCUCAUGGUCUUGCGUGCGUACUAGCGCAGACAUCAGACAGUUCACUGCAGUUUAAGCACAUCUUUCCUGUCAACUUCUUUCUUUAUCCCAUCGACGUCUUCCGGUGACCCUACCUUCUGAAUUUCGUUUGCGUUCUUAUGGUACUUUGAAUUACAGUACUAGCAGGAGCUGCGAUUUGUCGGAAACCCAAAGACCUAAACGCAGUUUCUAAUCACGAUACGUUAUUCUUUCUCGAGCAUCACGUGUAUGAGAUAUGAUAAAGGUCAGGUAGGGGGGUUUGCAGAGUCAGAAAAUUGAUAUAAUAAGGGUGGUGGUGGGCAAGAACGUGCUCUGUUAA
Chondrus crispus (carragheen) is the source of this 2073-nucleotide messenger RNA. RefSeq lists its product as hypothetical. Bases 1 to 1398 code for a protein of 465 amino acids. The transcript is spliced from 2 exons. The record is from RefSeq and is a predicted model, not a curated record. Lineage: Eukaryota; Rhodophyta; Florideophyceae; Gigartinales; Gigartinaceae.